This is a messenger RNA of Blepharisma stoltei, 1135 nucleotides long. Lineage: Eukaryota; Ciliophora; Heterotrichea; Heterotrichida; Blepharismidae. The record is from the annotation of a GenBank genome assembly.
AUGAACAAAUUAGUUAGGUCUUAUACUCUCCCACUGCCCUGAAUGAACGUAAACGUCAUGGAAUGCGGCCCAGAAUCCGGAAUUCCUAUCAUCUUUAUCCACGGCUAUCUCGCAACCUCUCUAUUCCACAGGCGAAUAAUCCAAAAAAUGCCUCCAAGAUACCGAUGUAUUGCUUAUGAUUUACGAUGUCAUGGCCAUUCAUCAGCAGUCCCAAUUGACGCUACCCAGGGUUUAAAGAAUUUUUCAGACGAUUUACACGGAGUUAUAGAAGCUUUGAAUAUUAAAAAGACCCAUAUAAUGGGUUGGUGCAGAGGUGGGAAUAUUGCAAUGCAAUAUGCAAUAGACCACAGUGACAAAAUUUUAUCUUUAAUUUUAGAGUCACCAGGAUCUCCUUAUGGACUGUUUGGGACUGAAGACGAACUAGGCACUCCAACGUUUCCAGAUUAUGCUGGAUCUGGGGUGACUUCUAUAGCUUUAUAUAUGAAAUCUUCAAUUGAAAAAGGGAUUUCUGAUAAAAAUGCGUAUUCUCAUUUACUUGGCUGUUUAUCCCCUUUCGAUUUUUUAGUUAAAAAAAUAUUUUUAUUAGAAAAAUUAGUAAUUAUUCAAUAAAAAAGAGAUAAGAAAAACCUGGUAUACAAGAGGAAAACAAAUGACUGAGGAAUUAGAAAGAGAAUAUGUCAGUGAAUUCUUUUUAUCAAAAACAGGGGACGAUUUUUUGCCUGGAAACUACCAAACUUCAAUCAACUGGCCUGGCUGGCGGCCUGGAAAUAAAGGAUAUUUUAAUGCAUGCUCAGCAAAGUAUCACAAUUUAUCACGAAUAAUCCACACAUACCCUAAACCGCCAAUAUUAUGGCUGAGAGGGGAUAAAGACACUUAUAUCUCAGACUGCAGUACCAGUGACCCUGCUGUUCUUGGAAUGCUAGGAAAAAUCAAAGGCUACCCUGGAAAAGAGCUAUACCGCCCUCAACCAAUGCUCAGACAAAUCCGAAGAGUCCUAGAUUUAUAUAGCGAAAAUGGCGGAAGUUACCAAGAAAUCGUAAUAAAAGACUGUGGGCAUGCGCCACAAAUAGAAAGAGAAGAAGAAUUUUUAAUUUUUUUGUGGAGGUAUUUAGAAUAUAACCCCAGAUGGAAAUAA